This is a messenger RNA of Chara braunii, 1573 nucleotides long. NCBI's taxonomy places the organism in Eukaryota, Viridiplantae, Streptophyta, Charophyceae, Charales, Characeae. The record is from the annotation of a GenBank genome assembly.
AUCAAAGAAAGAUAUCUCAGCCUUGUCGUUCAGAACGUCGGCUUCGUUUACACGGCUGACAGCAACUGGCAGCGGCGAUCGACUGCGCCUCUCUCUCUCUCUCUUUCGCUCUCUUUCCCUCCUUUUCCAGAGAGAACGUAGUUCGUUCGUCUAUAGUCCACCAGCCGUCGAUCACCAUGGCCGCCAUCGCCGCCGUUGCUGCCGUCGCCCCGAGCACAUUCGCCGGCCAGACCGCUCUCAAGGAGCAGAGCGAGCUCAGCCGCAAUGUCGGCCAGUCGGAGUCUCGCGUUGUCAUGAGGAGGACCGUCAAGUCCAGCGACAGCCUGUGGUAUGGUCCCGACCGCCCCAAGUACCUGGGCCCGUUGUCCGGUGAGACUCCGUCGUACUUGACUGGCGAGUUCCCCGGCGACUACGGCUGGGACACCGCUGGACUGUCCGCGGACCCCGAGACCUUCGCUCGCAAUAGGGAGUUGGAGGUCAUCCACGCCCGCUGGGCCAUGCUCGGCGCGCUCGGCUGCCUCACUCCCGAGCUGUUGGCCAACAGCGGCGUCAAGUUCGGCGAGGCUGUGUGGUUCAAGGCCGGCGCUCAGAUCUUCUCCGAGGGUGGGCUGGACUACUUGGGCAACCCCAACCUCGUCCACGCUCAGAGCAUCUUGGCCAUCUGGGCCUGCCAGGUGGUGCUCAUGGGCGCCGUCGAGGGUUACAGAGUGAACGGCGGACCACUCGGAGAGGUGGUGGACCCCCUCUACCCGGGCGGCAGCUUCGACCCCUUGGGCUUGGCCGACGAUCCCGAUACCUUGGCUGAGCUGAAGGUCAAGGAGCUCAAGAAUGGCCGCUUGGCCAUGUUCUCCAUGUUCGGCUUCUUCGUCCAGGCCAUCGUCACCGGCAAGGGCCCAUUGGAGAACCUGAACGACCAUCUGGCCGACCCGGUCGCCAACAACGCCUGGGCCUACGCCCAGAACUUCGUCCCUGGAUCUUAGAUGUCUAGACUAUACCCUGUAUACAGCCUAAUCCACCAGUAGCCUCAUACUAACAUAGCACAAAGCUGUACUUAGCUUUUUCCUCAAGGGCAGCUCAUGCCCAGAAUUAGACAGGAGAUGGUAUGGCCAGGGGGGCGAGAUCUCUUGACCAUGUGUACUAAGUACUAGUUGCUCUGCUCCUAACACCGGUUGUAUGGCUAGAUAGCACCGCGGCCACACCUUUCAGUCGUAGCGACUCAGGAGUCGGGAGGACUUCGUGGCAUUCAGCGAUCAGGUCGCUGAUCCUUCGGAGUCCAUACGGAGCCAACAAUCGUAGGAACCGGGCUUAAUAUUUUGAGUCAGUGACAAUGCCGUCUGUAUAUAACACCUAAUCAGUCAUCCACUGAUCCCUAAUAACUGUAUUCAAUGUGUUUAUGUGACUUAAAGUUUAUGAUUCUCUUAUCAGUUUGCAAAUUCAUGCUUUUAUUUUAUGCAUGCAUUAUAGUGUGCUGUGUGGCAUUGGGAGCUUCCGUCAGGAUUUCUAUUCAUCAUCUGUUUGCUAGCAGUGGCAUGUAUGUACAAUCCCACCACGAGUAGCCAGGUGCAGGUUUGAG